AAAAUGGCGACUCAUUUUGACAUAUGACAAUUGUUUGUUAUUAUUUACUUUGCAAAUUGCCACUGUUAUUUUGCAUAUAAUUGUUGCUGAAAUCACAAAAUGUCAUCUCAAAAUGAGGAAGAAAAGAUAUUAAUGCCGCACCACGUUCAGCAACCUCUAUGUACGACAAGACUAGCGUACAGACAAGGAAGAAUAUUCACAGCUGUGAAAGUAUAUACCAUAAAUGAUGAGUCAACCCAUCUGCUAAUCUUCGGUGUUCCCUCGCUGAACCUUCGGCAAGAAACAAAAUCCCUCUGCAGUAAGUUCGGAAGAGUAUUACAAUUGCAUCUCACACCAAAAUAUCCUACAGAACCUUUUACAGAAACUUAUCAUGUGCUGUUUGAGAAAAUACAAUGUGCAAGAAUUGCCAAGAAGAUGCUGGAUGGAAAGAACUUCUAUGGAGGUGUAUUGCAUGUGUGUUAUGCCCCAGAAUUAGAGACUAUAGAGGAGGUGAGAACAAAACUGAUGCAAAGAAAGAGAGAUGUUUAUUUUAGAUUGAAAAAGAAUGAACAUGAUAAUAAAAUUAAAGAGGUAAUUGAAACAAAAACAAUAAAUGAUAAUGUAGAGAUUGAUAAUGAAGUAAAAGAAUCAGAGAAAAAAGAUACAGAAACUGAAUUGAAAACAGAAGUGGUUAUUAGUAAGCCACCAGUAAAAAUGAACAUGGGUCAUGUUAAUGUCAUAUCUUUUGGCAAAAAAAGAAAGAAAAAGGUAAAAGAAAAGGUGACAAAAGAAAAGAAAAUCAAAGAGACAGAUAUAAUAGAUUGUACUAGUGUAGAAAAAGAUACUAUUACUAACAUUUAUGAAGCUUUAAAUAAUAAAAUAGAGAUAAGAAGUAUACAACAAAAACCGUUAAAUAAAAUUGAGUUUUUUAAUAAUAAAUAAUAAAUUAUUCUUCUUCGGCAUA
Manduca sexta (tobacco hornworm) is the source of this 943-nucleotide messenger RNA. RefSeq names its product RNA-binding protein 48. Gene Ontology annotation, molecular function: nucleic acid binding. The record is from RefSeq and is a predicted model, not a curated record. NCBI's taxonomy places the organism in Eukaryota, Metazoa, Arthropoda, Insecta, Lepidoptera, Sphingidae. The transcript has 2 exons. Gene Ontology annotation, cellular component: nucleoplasm. Bases 100 to 921 code for a protein of 273 amino acids.